Molecule: messenger RNA, 312 nt
Organism: Macadamia integrifolia
Lineage: Eukaryota; Viridiplantae; Streptophyta; Magnoliopsida; Proteales; Proteaceae
Exons: 1
Coding region: 1-312 (103 amino acids)
Source: RefSeq, a predicted model, not a curated record
AUGACGAUCGCCAAUUGCAAGGUGAAGAGAAUCCUGGUGGAUAAUGAUAGUUUAGCUGAUAUCCUAUUCCUUGAAGCUUAUCAGAAGAUAGGCCUAAGCAAAGAGAAGUUAAAGAAAGUUGAAAAACUUUUACAAGGGUUCUCGGGGGCUUCAGUCAAAGUCGAAGGCUCAAUCGAGCUACCAGUAAGGGUGGGGACAAGGGACAGUAAAGCUUCACUGAUGAUAAACUUCCUGGUGGUCGACAUCACCUCUGCAUACAACACCAUACUUAGAAGGGUUAGUCUAAACUUGCUGAAGGCCGUAGUCUCCUGA